UCUGUUGAGAAGGUUGUCGAGUGCAUAAAGAUGAAGCAGGCCCCGGAGAUCGUCGGCAGUACGAAUGGAAAGACUCAGAACUGUGAAGUGAAUCGUGAAUGUUCUGUAUUCCUCAGCAAAGCCCAGCUUUCUACCACCCUGCAAGAGGGGGCCAUGCAAAGAUUUAAUGGCCACGAUGCACUUCCUUUUAUCCCGGCUGAGAAGUUGAAAGACCUCACUUCUCGUGUGUUCAAUGGCGAACCUGGCGCUCAUGACGCCAAAUUGCGCUUUGAGUCCCAGGAAGUGAAAGGGAUUGGAACUCCACCUAACACUACCCCUGUGAAAAAUGGCUCUCCAGAAAUCAAGCUGAAAAUCACUAAAACGUACAUGAAUGGGAAACCUCUCUUUGAAUCUUCUAUUUGUGGUGACACUGCAGCUGAUGUGUCCCAAGCAGAAGAAAAUGUACAAAAAUCGGAAAACAAGGCAAGACGGAGCAGAAAAAGAAGCAUAAAAUAUGACUCCUUCCUGGAGCAGGACCUUGUUGAAGCAGCUCUCGUAUCCAAGAUCUCAAGUCCAGCAGACAAAAAGAUCCCAGCCAAGAAAGACUCUUGUCCAAGCAUCAGCAGAGACAGAGACCAUCUUCUGAAGUACAACAUUGGAGAUUUGGUGUGGUCUAAAGUGUCCGGUUACCCUUGGUGGCCGUGCAUGGUGUCUGCCGACCCGCUCCUCCACACCUGUACCAAGCUUAAAGGUCAGAAAAAGAGUGCACGCCAGUAUCAUGUACAGUUCUUUGGUGAUGCCCCAGAAAGAGCUUGGAUAUUUGAGAAGAGCCUUGUGGCUUUUGAAGGGGAAGGACAGUUUGAGAAGUUAUGCCAGGAAAGUGCCAAACUGGCUCCCACGAAGGCCGAGAAGAUUAAGCUGUUAAAACCUAUUUCAGGGAAAUUGCGGGCCCAGUGGGAAAUGGGUCUUGUUCAAGCUAAAGCAGCUGCAGGCAUGUCUGUGGAGGAGCGGAAAGCCAAGUUCACCUUCAUCUACGUGGGGGACCAGCUUCAUCUGAACCCGUGUGUGGCCAGGGAGGCUGGCAUUGCUGUGGAUACCCCAGGAGAAUUGGUUGCGUCCUCAGGAGUCAGCGAGGAGGCUUCUGACAGCCGGGAGUCCCCGAAGGAGGAGAGCGUCUCCAUCAAGAGGAGGAGGAGAGCCGCCAAGCCGCUGAGCCCUGCUGAAGGCCAGGACGACUUUCCUGGGGGCGUGGACACCACUCCUCAAAAGAUAGCAGAAGUGGACCCCAAAAGAGGAAUAGGGUCCCCCCCUGGAAGAAAGAAGGCGACGGGCUGCACCCCACGGAGCAGGAAGGGCGACGCUGUGUCCCAGUUUCUGGUCUUCUGUCAAAAGCACAGGGAUGAGGUUGUUUGCGAGCACCCUGAUGCUUCUGGCGAGGAGAUAGAGGAGCUGCUCGGCUCACAGUGGGACAUGCUCAACGAGAAGCAGAAAGCGCGCUAUAACACGAAGUUCGCCCUGGUGACCUCUCCCCACGUGGAGGACGAUUCCGGUAACAUAAAUGGAAAGAAAAGAACCCACACGAAGAGGACACAGGACCCAACGGAAGACUUUGAAGUUGAGGAAGCGCCUCGGAAGCGACUCCGGACAGAUAAGCACGGUCUUCGGAAGAGGGAGACAUCCACUGACAAAGGAAGCAGAACAAGCUCUUCUAAGGCCACGGAGGCAGCUUCCUCACUCAAGAGCCAGGCAGCAACGAAAAAUCUGUCUGAUGCUUGCAAACCACUGAAGAAGCGAAAUCGAUCUUCCACGGCGGCGCCUUCAACUCUUGGGUUUAGCAAAAGUUCAUCUCCUUCCACCUCCUUAACUGAGCAUGAGGUAAAAUAA
Molecule: messenger RNA, 1863 nt
Organism: Elephantulus edwardii (Cape elephant shrew)
Lineage: Eukaryota; Metazoa; Chordata; Mammalia; Macroscelidea; Macroscelididae
Gene: WHSC1
Product: Wolf-Hirschhorn syndrome candidate 1
Exons: 8
Coding region: 31-1863 (610 amino acids)
Cellular component (GO): nucleus
Source: RefSeq, a predicted model, not a curated record